AAAACUCCUCCCUUCCAUACGCCUUCUUCAACCAUAUCCCUACUCAUUGCAUUUUAAAAAAUUCAAACGCGAGGUGUAGGCCAUUUUAAAAUUGAAACACGAGGUGGUGGGGUAUUUUGCACACUCAUGUGUAUUGUUCUAGUAAAUACUCCACCACCUCGCAUUUCAAUUUUAAAAUAGUCCAGACCUCGCGUUGGAAUUUUUUAAAAUGUAAUGGGUAGGGAUAUGGUUGAAGAAGGCGCAUGAGGGAGAGGAGUUUUCCGUUGAUGUAAAGAUGGACCAUGGGGGAAGGAAUUUUCUUCAUUGUUGCACAAGGCGCCACGUCAACAACACAAAACGCAUGGGGGAGGCGCCAUGCAAAACGCCUUUCCCAUGCUUUUUUUAUGUCACGUGGCCAAAAUCACCUAUUUUGGUGAUUAAUUUUUUUUUUUUAAUUUAGUUUAUAUAUUUUUAAUUUUUUUAAUUUAUUGUUGUAAAAAAGGCGUCUCUUCACUUGCUUCUGUUCACCACAAUGGAGCCAUCACAAGAGUCCAUCAUCCAAGUGAAACAAGAACUCAUGGUUUCUCCACUCUCCGGCGAAAACCCACUUCACAGAACCGCAUAUUUCAUCCAACCGUGCAUGGAAGAGUCGCUAAACCUUCCUCAUUCCACCUUCUUUUCCGGAAGAGCAGCCACCAUCACUUCCAACCACGCUAAGCUUCCACUAGAAGUCAGAUACAACGGAUGGCACUACCCUCACGAAGAGUGGAAAACAUGGGUCCAACAAAUGCAGCACAAGCACGAACAUGUGUGGAUAAAAGCUGGCAUUCACCAAGCAAUCCAAGCUUCCACUUUUCAAAUCCGCAGGAAUGAUGAGCUGAUUCUUGAGCUUGCACAAAGGUGGUGCUCAAAGACCAACACCUUUGUGUUUCCAUGGGGAGAAGCAACUAUCACAUUGGAGGAUAUGAAGGUUUGUUGGGGCUAUUCUGUCAUGGGAGCUUCUAUUUUUAGCCCUCUUUUGAGUGAUGAGGAAAAGGAAGUGGAACAAGAACUGACUUCAGUGUUUAGAAGGUUUUUCAAAUCUAAGGCCAAAAGGGCAGAUCAUACGCCAUGGAUGAAGCAUUUCAUGAACAAUGAGAGCAAAGUAGAGCAUGAGGGGUUUUUAACUUUGUGGUUGUCAAGGUUUGUUUUCCCUGCUAGAUCAUACCAAACCAUUUUGAAAAGUGUUUUUCCUAUUGCCAUACAUUUAGCUAAAGGGAUUAAAUUAGCUCUUGCACCUGCUGUUUUAGCCAGCAUUUACAGGGAUUUGAGUUUGCUGAAUAACAUAAUCAGGACUGUGACAACAGUGCAGUUGGAGGUUACACUGUGGGCCCCUUUUCAGUUGGUCCAAGUUUGGGCCUUGGAGAGGUUUCCAGCACUGCAGCCACUUCCUAGUGUGAUUGAGCAAGGUCAACCCAUGAUGGCUAAAUGGCACAAAGUGAAAGUGUUCUUGAAGUUCACUUUCGACAUUUUAAGAGGUGGAAAUGACUUUGUGUGGCGCCCUUAUGUGAAUUCUCCACCUCUUACUCUUUCUAAUGAAGAAGACAUGUGGGUAUGCAACAAUCCCAACUUUUCUGAUGAAUUAGAAGCCUUUGGUCGCUGCUUGAGGGUCUCAGAGUUGGUUGGCAUGAAGUGUUUAGAACAGUACUGUCCAAACCGGGUUGCUAUGCAAUUUGGCAUGGAUCAGGACAUUCCUGGUAUGCUAUCACAUUACAAUGAGAAUCCUUGGAUAAGUUAUUGUCAGCCUGUGAUGGAUUCAAACUUGUACAUUGCAUUAUCUGCAUGCCACCAGCCAAAUGUUACUUCUAGGUACUAUCGCUGGUUGAAGCAAUCAUAUCCAGUUAAGGAAGAAGACAUGCAUGACUAUCAUGUUGUAAGUAGCUCAAAAUAUUUCGUACCAUUAUCAUCUGGGAAGAAAGAAGGUGAAGGAUCCUAUGGUCCACCACCUGGUUUUAGUUCCCAGAUUAAGAGAGAACAAGCCAAGGAUUUUGAUGAAGAUGGAAAGUUGUCAGUUAUUGAUUUAUCCAGUGGUUCUAGCGAAGAUAGAUGUUUUGAUGCCGAAGAAGUUGGAAGGGGAAGGGCUUUGUCCAGUCCUCAAUAUGUUGUUUUUCCAUCAAGUGUUGAAGGAGCAAGAAUUGACAAGGAUGAUGGGAAUGGAGUCAUAAUCCAGAAUUCAUUUUGUGAUGGAAAUGGUGUUAGUGACAUUGAAGGGGAAGAUGCCACCCUUUGUGUCAUAGACAGAGCUUCUAAUCUUGAAAGCCGGAUUGGGAAGGUUGAAAGAGUGAUUGCUAAGCUUAAAGCAGCAAAAUUUGGCCAUAAAGUUCAAAAUAUUGGAGUCAAAGCAUGGCCAUAAUGCUCCUUGCUUUGUAAAUUGAGACCGAGAAUCCUUUUUUGCCACUACAGAACAUAGUUCCUAAUCUAAGUAGUAGUAUAUAAUAGUAGAUUGCUAACUUGCAAUGUGUUGCUGCCCAUUUUCAUGUAAUGGUCCCCUUCUUUUGUACAACCUAUGGUAGCUGCCUUUAUUUUUACCAGGAAAUUAGCAAUAGUUAUAUCAAAGUGAGAUAUUUGAAUUUA
This is a messenger RNA of Cajanus cajan (pigeon pea), 2592 nucleotides long. RefSeq lists its product as uncharacterized. Gene Ontology annotation, biological process: meristem maintenance; meristem development. NCBI's taxonomy places the organism in Eukaryota, Viridiplantae, Streptophyta, Magnoliopsida, Fabales, Fabaceae. The record is from RefSeq and is a predicted model, not a curated record.